Molecule: messenger RNA, 3690 nt
Organism: Pipra filicauda (Wire-tailed manakin)
Lineage: Eukaryota; Metazoa; Chordata; Aves; Passeriformes; Pipridae
Product: protocadherin alpha-2-like
Exons: 1
Coding region: 1069-3675 (868 amino acids)
Biological process (GO): homophilic cell-cell adhesion
Cellular component (GO): plasma membrane
Molecular function (GO): calcium ion binding
Source: RefSeq, a predicted model, not a curated record
GAAUAUGAGGAAUUGUGGCAAAGAGAAGAAUGAGAGCCCUUUCAGAAAGGCACGUCCUUCGUUGUGAGCAUGAUGUACACAUUUGGAAGUAUUUUGGUAGAGGAAGAAAAUAACAAUAUAGAGACUAAGAUGGAAAUGGAAGAAGAGGUGAAGAAAAAACCAGCAGCGAAUCUAAGAGCAGGGAAGAGAAGACGCGGGGAAGGUGAACAAGGAAAGAAAGAAAAGGCAAGAGAAAAAGAAAAAAGCAUAAGGAAAUGAAAGAAAUUUAAAUGGAAGGAAGAAAUCCAUGCAAGUCCAAAGCCAUCCAGAAAGAAAGAAAGAACGGAAGAAUGGAAGAACAGAAGAGACUAUAAAGGACCUGAGCAGCACGCACCGAGCGGAGUCGGUCCCUUACAGCCUCCCCGCCCCGGUUAAAGUACCUCGCUCUGGAGCGGACGUCCCGUAAUUAGGGAUGAUGGCUCCGACUUUGAUGGUCUCAGAAGCGCAGGCAAAGGGCGAACUGCCGGGGGAUUGAAGAAGAGAAAAGGAUGGAGAGAGAAGACAAAUUAAGAACAAGGCACGACACGGAAAGGAGGAAAACGAGAAAGACGGAAAUGAAGAAAGAAGACUUGAGAAGGAGGGAAGAGCAGAAUACAAAGAGGUAAAAAGCAUGAAAAGAACGCCUCCCGCCUCCAUUCAGUAUAGGGAACUGAAGGAAAAAAAUAGAAGAAAGUCAGACGAGAAAAGGGGAAGAAGGAAAGAAAGAAAUAUUUGCAAGGAAACAGCAGGCGAUAAAGAAAAAUAAGUAAAAGAAAAACCAGCACGGUGAGAGGAGCCGGCAGAGGAGAUGCGUGUGUCAGGGCAGAGGCUUGGGCGCUGUUUGGAGCGUGUGAGGCGGCGGAGCAGCGCACGGUGUCGCUGCAGGCUGAGGAAGGGCGUGUGGGCGGCUCCUUGGCGGUGCGGCGGAGAGCCCGGCUGUGAGCGCGGGGGGGCGGCUGGGGCCGGGCAGCGGAGCCGGUGCGUGCGGGCGGCGGCGGGAGCCGUGCGGGGCCCGUGCGGGGUCGGAAGGACUGGUCGUGUGCGGCGGCGAUGGGCGAGUGUUUGUGGGGUGCGGUGUUGCGGGUGGUGGCGGUGCAGGCGGCGUGGGCGCUGUGCUGGGGGCAGGUGCGGUACUCGGUGCCGGAGGAAGCGAAGGCCGGGACGGUGGUGGGCCGUGUGGCGCAGGACCUGGGUCUGGAGGCGGGCGAGGCGGAGGCGCGGCGGCUGCGGCUGGUGCCUGGGGGCCGGCGGGCGAGCGUGGAGGUGAGCGGGGCGAGCGGGGCGCUGGUGGUGAGCUCGCGGCUGGACCGGGAGGAGCUGUGCGGCAAGAGCGCGCCGUGCGCGCUGCGGCUGGAGGUGCUGCUGGAGCGGCCGCUGCGCGUCUUCCACGUGGAGCUGGAGGUCACCGACAUUAAUGACAAUGCCCCCAUCUUCCCCGCCGCCCGAAAAAACAUCAGCAUCGCGGAAUUGUCUGUGGUGGGGUCUCGUUUCCCACUGGAGGGCGCGUCAGAUGCAGAUAUUGGAGCGAACGCGCAGCUCUCCUACACACUGAGUCCCAACGAACAUUUCUCUUUGGAUUUACAAAAAUCAAAUGAGCGAAAUAUUGUUCCCGAACUUGUUUUAAGGAAACCUCUGGACCGGGAGACGAUGCCGGUGCACCGGUUGUUGCUGACGGCGAGUGACGGGGGCCGGCCAUCUCUGACAGGGACGAUGGAGCUGGUGAUCUCGGUGCUGGAUGCGAACGACAACGCGCCCCAGUUCAACCAAUCGGUGUAUAAAGUGCAACUACCAGAGAACGCUUCAGUGGGGACGCUGGUGGCACGGGUGAACGCCACAGAUGCAGAUGAAGGAAGUAAUAGUGAAGUGACCUACACUGCAACCAGCUUCAUUCCGCCGAGUGGAAGAGAUGUGAUUUCCAUGAAUCCGAAGACAGGUGAGAUUCACCUGACGGGUGCUCUGGACUUUGAAGAAGUCAGUAUAUUUGAUUUCCGUAUAGAAGCGAGAGACCAAGGGACGCCCCCGCUGUCGGGUCACUGCAGCGUGGAGCUGGAGGUGCUGGACGUGAACGACAACGCGCCGGAGGUGCGGGUGACGUCGCUGUCGGUGCCGGUGCCCGAGGACGCGUCGCUGGGGACGGUGGUGGCCCUGCUGAGCGUGUGGGACCGGGACUCGGGGUCGAACGGUCGUGUGCGGUGCUGGGUGUGGCCGUCGGGUCCGUUCGUUCUGGAGGCGACGUUGUCGGGGUCGUACUCGCUGGUGCUGCGGGAGUUGCUGGACCGGGAGCGGGUGUCGGAGUACGAGGUGGAGGUGCGUGCGGAGGACGGCGGUUCUCCGUCGCUGGGCGCCCGCGUUGGGCUGCGCGUGCCGGUGUCGGACGUGAACGACAACGCGCCGUCGUUCGCGCAGGCGGUGUACACGGUGCUGGCGCGGGAGAACAACUUGGCGGGCGCGGAGCUGGCGCGGCUGUGGGCGCGGGACCCGGACGGGGCGGGCAACGGGCGCGUGAGCUACUCGUUGUGGGAGGGCGCGUUGGGCGGGGGGUCGGGGUCGUGGGGGUCGGGGACGUCGGGCUCGGUGGGGGGUGUUGCGGCGUCGAGCUACGUGUCGGUGGAGGCGGAGAGCGGCGUGUUGCGGGCGCUGCGGCCGCUGGACUACGAGGAGGUGCAGGUGCUGCAGUUCGAGGUGCGUGCGGUGGACGCGGGGGAGCCGUCGCUGUGCGGCAACGCGACGGUGCAGCUGUUCGUGGUGGACGAGAACGACAACGCGCCGGCGCUGCUGCCGGCGGCGGGCGGCGGGUCGGAGGCCGGGUCCGUGUCGGGGGAGGCGGGGACGCUGUGGGCGUGGGCGUCGUGGGGUUCGCCGUCGGGUCAGGUGGUGGCGAAGAUCCGGGCGGUGGACGCGGACUCGGGCUACAACGCAUGGCUGCGCUACGAGCUGUGGGAGCCGCGGGGCAAGAGCGCCUUGUUCCGCGUGGGGCUGUACAGCGGCGAGGUGAGCACGGCGCGGGCGCUGGAGGAGGCGGACGGGCCGCGGCAGAGGCUGGUGAUCGUGGUGCGGGACCACGGCGAGCCGGCGCGCUCGGCCACGGCGACGCUGAGCGUGUCGCUGGUGGAGGGCGGCGAGGCGGCGCUGGCGGCGGCGGCGGGCUCGUCGUCGCUGCUGCCGCGCUCGUUGGCGGGCGGCGAGAGCGGCUCUGGGCCGGCGGCGGCGGCGGCGACGAACGUGUGGCUGGUGGUGGCGAUCUGCGGCGUGUCGAGCCUGUUCCUGCUGGCCGUGGUGCUGUACGGGGCGUCGCGCUGGGCGCCGCGGGCGGCCGUGCUGUCGGGGCCCGGGCCCACGACGCUGGUGUGCGCCAGCGAAGUGGGCAGCUGGUCGUACUCGCAGCGCCACAGCCGGAGCCUGUGCGUGGCGGACGGCGCGGCCAAGAGCGACCUGAUGGUUUUCAGCCCCAACUUCCCGCCGCCGCCCGGCGCCGCGGCCAAGGACACGCAGCCGGAGCCUCCCGCUCUCCUCGACACGGUCAGUGACAAUCCCUUGCUCUCGUCUACUUGUUCCCUCCUCCCUCUGCCCCUUCUCUCCCGCCCCCUGGGCCGGCCCUGUCGGGCUCCGGGCUCCGCGCCCCUGGCUUGUGGAAGUGGUUGCUUUACAGGUGCUUAAAUAUGUUAAUUGUAC